Selaginella moellendorffii is the source of this 1706-nucleotide messenger RNA. RefSeq lists its product as uncharacterized. NCBI's taxonomy places the organism in Eukaryota, Viridiplantae, Streptophyta, Lycopodiopsida, Selaginellales, Selaginellaceae. The record is from RefSeq and is a predicted model, not a curated record. The transcript is spliced from 2 exons. Bases 644 to 1195 code for a protein of 183 amino acids.
CUAGUUUUUUCGCGACGGCGAUGAUGCUCCGUCUCGCUCGGGCACCGAAAUCUCUCCCUCUCGGCCGCACACCGAUCCGGAGACGAUGUGGUAGGCUGUGUUCUCCAUGGAGUGCUCAUUGCGGAUACGCUCAAGCUCGAGGAUAGCGUCCAGGUACUCACUACGCUCAGGGAUUCCAGCGGCGACGAGGUUCUUCUAGCGAUCAAGCACGCAGUGCAGCGACGCCACAUCCGAGCAAGUCCGAGCGAAAUAUCCGAGAGGAGCUCGAGUGGCCGUCAAGGAGCCGAUGCUCCAGAAGCAAGAGGGUUCUUCCUUCACCUCGCUGGACAACCGUGGAGGUGAUCUCCUAUGGCGCUGCGAUUGGAAGGCAACAAGCUCUUCCAAGAUGGCAGCUUUGACUCAAGCUCCAUCUCUACGACUGGUCAUGCAAGAUUUUGGGCGAGGCAAUCGAUCGACUGCACCAGAGAUGCAACAAGCUCGCCAUCCAGCGCCGCAACAGCAGCAGCAUCAUGGCAGAGAUUCGUGACUUUCUUCGGGCCUGGAGUGAAGGAGAGGAACUUCCAGUUUUCCCAGAGGUUGCGGACAACUUUUGCAAAGUGGAAGUAAAGAUCAGAGCAAGGGACGAGGCCGGGGACUCUUUACAAUGACAAGCAUCAAGAAAGGCGAGCUCAUUCUUGUCAGCAACUCGGCAGCCUUUGAGCGAGGUGGUUACAGAUCCAUUUGCGAUAGAAACACUGCAGUCCGGCUGCUCGACAUGGCCAUGAAGUCUCCGCGAGCAUACAAGCUGAUCCACAGCCUUGCUUGCGAGGUCGCAGGGAACGAGCGUGGAGUUCCCGCAAUGGAGAUUUUCCAGCCAGACUGGGCCACGCCGGAGAACUGCAGCACCGACAGUAGCAGGGAAGCUCUCCAAGGCAUUACGGUCCAGAGAUUUUUCGAAAUGGUCAGCCAAGCUUCCUUCAAUCCUAAGGUGCAGCUGCCUAAGCCAGAACGAGCCGACGGUACGCUUGCUCUACGUCGCUACUUGGUUCGUCCCCCGCUUCAUCAACCACUCCUGUGUUGGGAACGUUUCCCAGAGGGUGUUUGGCACCACGGCGUGCUACUUUGCCACCCGAGACAUCACUCGGGUUCUGCUACAUCAUCGGCGGCCAUCCUUACAGGCGGACGAGGCUCUCCUUCGAGGAUCUCGCGCAGGUGACUGGCUUCUACAGGGACUUGGCCGAGGCAAACUUUGAGUUUCCGUUCAAGGGAGGGAGCAGUCCGGCCUGGAUGGUGGUGAAGCUGGAGCAAGUGUUGGCGACAAAGCUCCAGGAUGAGGAGGAGAGGCAGUGCGUGAGAGCGAUCCACUGGUCGCUCUACCUGUGGUACUACCAGCAGGUGGAGGUUGGAAACGUGGUGGCGCUGCCGGAGGGGAUUAUGUUUCAGCGGGAGAGGUGAUUAUGGAGGCGAUGCACAAGCUCACGGCUGGCAACGAUAGCAACGAGAGUUACCUGGAGACGAUGGCAAACUACGCACGGGACAAGGAAGCGGCAAAGAGGGCGAUGGAGAUGGAGUGGGAGGUGAGGUUUGGGAAGCAGGAGGACGCUUGCGUUGCCAAGGCCAUCUACGAGAGAGACACUUCGAAGAAAUACGCCCAUAAUACAACAAGAAAAAAGCUUGUGUUAUAACAAAAGAAUGAAGAGAAAAUAGAAAAUUAAUUUUUGAAGCAA